Messenger RNA from Rosa rugosa (rugosa rose), 1246 nucleotides. RefSeq names its product zinc transporter 1-like. Gene Ontology annotation, biological process: zinc ion transmembrane transport. Gene Ontology annotation, molecular function: zinc ion transmembrane transporter activity. Gene Ontology annotation, cellular component: plasma membrane. Lineage: Eukaryota; Viridiplantae; Streptophyta; Magnoliopsida; Rosales; Rosaceae. Bases 94 to 1182 code for a protein of 362 amino acids. The transcript has 3 exons. The record is from RefSeq and is a predicted model, not a curated record.
UAUAUAAGAAGAAUAAACUCCGCAACUACUCAAGACCCAAAAGCCAGAAAGCUUUUAUUAUAAGCUACUCGCAUCCCUCUCCUCUCUCAAAUCAUGUUUAUUCUUCAAGCUUCAUCUUUGAACAUGUUGAAGAUAGUGGCAUCAAUUCUAAUUCUUCUAUUCCCCGCAAUAGUAUUUGGAGAGUGUACCUGUGAAUCUGAAGACAUACAGGCCAACAACGAUGAAGCACUAAAGUACAAGCUAGGCUCCAUUGCUUCAAUUCUUGUUUCGGGUGCUUUGGGGGUAAGUCUGCCGCUGCUAGGCAAGAAGAUCCCAACUCUAAGACCCGAGAACGAUAUCUUCUUCAUUGUCAAGGCCUUUGCGGCCGGGGUGAUUCUAGCGACUGCCUUCAUUCACAUACUACCUGAAGCCUUUGAGACCUUGACUUCACCAUGCCUAAAAGAAAAUCCAUGGGGCAGAUUCCCUUUCACAGGCUUUGUGUGUAUGAUGUCUGCCAUCGGAACAUUGAUGGUUGAUACAGUGGCAACUGGGUACUACAAAAGGUCAAGCUUGAAGUCAACCCAGGUGACGAUGGAUGUAGAGAGCAUAGCUGGUCAUGAUCAUGGUCAUGCAGGUCAUGUACAUCAUACUGUUCAUACACAUGGUGCCAUACAGGGUAGUAACGCUCAUGGCUCUGAAGAAUUGAGAUCAUCAUCAGAAUUAAUCAGGCAUAGGGUCAUUUCACAAGUGUUGGAGCUGGGGAUUCUAGUCCAUUCAGUUAUAAUUGGAAUAACAUUGGGUGCAUCCCAAAACCCAGAUACAAUAAAGCCUCUCCUGGUGGCUUUGUCUUUCCAUCAAUUCUUUGAGGGCAUCGGACUUGGUGGCUGCAUCUCUCAGGCGAAGUUUAAGGCUGGGUCUGCAGCCAUAAUGGCGGCAUUUUUCUCCCUUACAACCCCCAUUGGGAUUGCAGUUGGUACCGGAAUUUCAAGCGUUUACAGUGAGACUAGCCCAACUGCUCUAAUUGUUCAAGGGACUUUGGAUUCAGCUGCAGCUGGGAUUUUAAUUUACAUGGCUCUUGUUGACCUACUUGCUGCAGAUUUCAUGAGCCCUAGAAUGCAAGGAAAUAUGAGGAUUCAAUUGGGGUCAUAUAUCUCACUUCUUCUAGGGACUGGCUGUAUGUCUCUCUUGGCAAAAUGGGCUUGAAUUUUUUAGCAGCUAGUAUGUAAAAUAAGUUGCUGUGAAUUUUUUUUUUCAUUGCCUUCAUUUA